Molecule: messenger RNA, 634 nt
Organism: Capsella rubella
Lineage: Eukaryota; Viridiplantae; Streptophyta; Magnoliopsida; Brassicales; Brassicaceae
Exons: 2
Source: RefSeq, a predicted model, not a curated record
AUGGAGAGGAUUGUGACACGUGGUGAGUUAAGCGGUGACACGAAUCUCCUUUGGAUCAUUGGAUGUGGAUCGUCGCAUUUAUUUCCAGAAGAAGGUCCUAGUGGAGGAAUCUGAAGGUUCUUAGGUAACAUUUCGAAAACAAGACGUUGUGAUGGUGACCACUGUACAUUGUUCUUUGUACCCGGUGGUUGUUUGUGACUAGGACCCGAAGGUGGAACAAGCCUUCUUGUAACCGGUGGUUCUUCCGGAAUAGGACCCGAGGAUGGUCCUGAUUCUUUCCGGCUUGGACCCGACGGUGGAACAAGCAUUCCUGUGAUGUGCUUUGGAUCAACCGAUCUUUCGAGUGAUCUUCGCGACUGACGAAAGUUUCCAGAUUGAUGCAAGAGGCUCUUCUCCGUAGCUUCAAGAACACCUACAGAGACAAAGAGGAGAACAAACAGUGUUGCCACAACGUACGAAUUUGAUUUCUUCAUUACAAGAUACUUUUUGAAAACUGGUGUAGUAAACUCUGUGAUGAUCAUGUUUGCGUUUUAUAACAUUGUCAUAGUUCUAAUCUUAUUUCUUCAUAAUACAUUAUGGUAAUCCUUUUAGUGCAACUUUGAAUAGUCUCAUUAACAAAAGGGAAUUUACUUUU